Argentina anserina (silverweed cinquefoil) is the source of this 758-nucleotide messenger RNA. RefSeq names its product actin-depolymerizing factor 5-like. Gene Ontology annotation, molecular function: actin filament binding. Bases 92 to 523 code for a protein of 143 amino acids. Gene Ontology annotation, biological process: actin filament depolymerization; actin filament bundle assembly. The record is from RefSeq and is a predicted model, not a curated record. Gene Ontology annotation, cellular component: cytoplasm; actin cytoskeleton. NCBI's taxonomy places the organism in Eukaryota, Viridiplantae, Streptophyta, Magnoliopsida, Rosales, Rosaceae. The transcript has 3 exons.
AGACCAAGUUCAACUUCGUAGUCUCAGCAGCCUCAAAACCAUUAAAGUCCUCUCACGAAUUUCUCAUUGACCCUUUUCAGUUUCAGCAACCAUGGCUAUGGCUUUCAAGAUGGCGACUACCGGGAUGUGGGUUACUGAUGAAUGCAAGAACUCGUUCAUGGAGAUGAAGUGGAAGAAGGUGGCUAGGUACAUAGUGUACAAGAUUGAUGAAGGAUCGAGGCUUGUGACUGUUGAUAAGGUGGGUGGACCCGGUGAAAGCUAUGAUGAUCUUGCAGCUUCUUUGCCCAAAGAUGAUUGCAGAUAUGCUGUUUUCGAUUUCGAUUUCGUCACUGUGGAUAACUGCAAGAAGAGCAAAAUCUUCUUCAUUGCUUGGUCUCCAAGUGAAUCAAGGAUUAGAGCAAAAAUCCUGUAUGCAACCUCCAAGGAUGGGCUGAGGAGAGUUCUUGAUGGCAUUAGCUAUGAACUUCAGGCUACUGACCCGACUGAGAUGGGUAUGGAUGUGAUCAAGGACAGGGCUAAAUAAUUGUGGUUAGAGGAGCUUAAUUAUGUUCUGGAAUCUCUUACUUUUAUUUAAUAACUCCAUAUCUGCUCUGCAACCACUGGGUUCUUCCUUGUUGGUGGUAUCUUUCUUUUCUCAUCACCUGCUAUAUUUUUGGCACUAAUAUUGUAAGUUAAUCCUCUAAUUUGUAAUAAUGAUUGGGUGCUAAUUAACAAGGCUGUGUCUUUGCAAGUGUAAUGAAGCAAAGUCACAUUAUAUU